AUGGGUGUUAUUUUAAUCAAUGAUUUGAUCAAGUCAACUAAUCUCGUUUCCGUUCCUUCUGAAUAUGCAUUCCCUGCAAAACAUGAGGAUCCCAGUAUGCUAACAGAAAAAGAAGAACAACAAGUAAUUGUACCCGUCAUUGAUCUCUCAUUCCUCACCUCUGGUUCUCCUGAUCAACAGUCUAAAGUCAUCGAAGAUCUUCGAAAUGUGGUGAAUCAUGGAGUUCCUGGAAGUUUGGAGAAGGAAAUGAUGAAUUCAUGCAAGGAUUUCUUCAACUUGAGCCCAAAAGAAAAGUCAGCUUGUCGUGGAAAACACGAGAUUGAUCCGCGUAUUUUGAACCACGGAACCGAUUAUAUGUUGGACCGUAAUAUCCUUAUGGAUCGUUGGGUCGGUUAUAAGUUGGAUAAUAAUGACCGUGGAACCGAUUAUAUAUUGGACCGUGAAGCCAAUUUUAAUACUGCGGUCGAAAGUGUCUCAUUUAUGAGGGAUAAAUUUAAGGUGUUCGUGCAUCCUAUAUUUGAGUCCCCUCCUAAACCAGAGGGACUGAGGUAA
Messenger RNA from Papaver somniferum (opium poppy), 552 nucleotides. RefSeq names its product probable 2-oxoglutarate-dependent dioxygenase At3g111800. The transcript has 2 exons. Bases 1 to 552 code for a protein of 183 amino acids. NCBI's taxonomy places the organism in Eukaryota, Viridiplantae, Streptophyta, Magnoliopsida, Ranunculales, Papaveraceae. The record is from RefSeq and is a predicted model, not a curated record.